AUACUUUUUUACUUUAUUAUAAUACUACAUCACAAUACAAAAGAAAUUCUAGGUAUUCAUUUACCCGUCGAUAUCUGUCGAUCAAAAAUGUUCUCUUCAGUAGCUCACAUCUGAAACAACAACAAAUACAUUAACUAAACGAUCAAAUAAUAUAUCCCUAUUCAACAAAAAGAAAAAUCAAACGAAUGAAUCACCACAAUCAAACCCUACAUGAUCGUGCGUUUGUGUUUGUAUGAAAGCACCCAGUCAAGCAGAAAACUUUAGGGUUCCACCUGCACCGCUUUUACACUCCUCAUCCUCAUACCCAUGUCAACAUCGCCUACAAUAACAACAACACCACCCACAGUGACACAUUGUACACCUUAAAACUCGGAGGAAAAGCGCCUUUCCUUCUCCAAUCCGAUACGAAAAGGAAAGCCGAAAUAAUCGAUAUCGGGAAGGACGGCGCACGAACGAAAAUUUCCACUCAACACACACACAUCAGUAAGAAAAAUAUCGAGCUGAAAGACAGUUCGAAGAUGCUUGUCAACGACUGCAAAAACGCGAGGUAGAUCGAUGGACAAAUUCGCGAUGAAUACGAUUUAAUUUCGCCGAUGCGACAACAUGAAUCGGUACACGAUUCUCCAUCAAUUAGGCGACGGUACUUACGGUUCCGUGGUACUCGGCCAGAGGAAAGACACCGGCGAAAAGGUGGCCAUCAAGAGGAUGAAGAGGAAGUACUAUUCUUGGGACGAAGCCAUGAACCUUAGGGAAGUUAAGUCUUUGAAAAAACUCCACCAUUCGAACGUAGUGAAAUUGAAAGAGGUCAUCAGAGAGAACGAUAUCUUAUACUUCGUUUUCGAAUACAUGCAGGAAAAUUUGUACCAACUCAUCAAAGACCGAAGAGUGCCUUUUCCCGAAUCAGUAGUUAGGAAUAUCAUUUAUCAGGUGUUACAAGGGCUGGCGUUCAUCCACAGGCAUGGCUUUUUCCACCGCGACCUCAAGCCGGAGAACAUCCUCUGUUCGGGCACCGAGACGGUGAAAAUCGCCGAUUUCGGGCUGGUGCGCGAGAUCAGAUCGCGACCGCCCUACACCGAUUACGUGUCCACCAGGUGGUACAGGGCGCCCGAGGUGCUGCUGCACUCCACCACCUACAGCAGCCCCAUCGACCUGUGGGCGCUCGGCUGCAUAGCCGCCGAGGUCUACACCUACAGGCCCCUCUUUCCCGGCUCCACCGAAACGGACCAACUUUACAAAAUAUGCGCUCUGAGAGGCACUCCCGACGAGGAUAAAUGGCCGGAGAGUUACCAAUUGGCCGGAGCGUUAGGUUUUAAAUUUCCGUAUUUCGCCAAAACUCCACUCACCGAUGUGGUACCGCAAGCCGGACAAAACGGGAUUAAUUUGAUCGAAGAACUGCUCGAAUGGAAUCCGGUACACCGACCGACGGCUCAAGGAGCUCUCAAACAUCCAUACUUUCAGGUUGGCCAGUUCAGCGGUCUCCAAUCGAAUCGCCAAAUCCAAGCGAACAGUGCCUUACAAAACCACGCCAACGGAAUGCUGCAAAAGGUGACCACCCUAGAGGACGAAGCCCAGCUGUUCUCGAAUCCCCAGUCCCAGAUGCAAAUCCAAGCGACCGGCCGGUCGUUGAUCAAGCGCGUCAACGGCAAUUCGAACGGGAACGUGGCGCCGGCCAUGCAACCAUCGGUGCAGAUCAACAUCCAAUCGCUGAUCAAGCCGAUGGAGGACAAGCAGAGGAUGCAGCAGGCGCCCAUCGUGUACAGCUUCGGGCAGUCGGAUUACGGCAGUAAAUACUUGCCGUCGGUGUUCGGGAAUAUGACCAACAUGAACGCCAGAGGUAUGAUGGUGCCCAAUAAGAAGAUCACCUGGGGGAUGGAGACGAAUUUCGAGUACGAGGACGAUUUCGCCGAUAUCUUAGGAAGCAAAAUAAAAAUGCCGCAAUCGGAUAAAAAGAAGGACGCCAACAAAGUAAAUUUGAGCCAGUUCAACCUGCAAGACAUUCUCGAACCGUUGGCGAAGGCAAGCGCAGGAACCAUCAGGAAUCAGUACAUCAACGUGCCCAGGUACUUGAACGGACAACAUCCCGGCAGAAGAGACUCGAACGUUAGCUUGUUUUCCAACGGCGGCGUUCAAACCAAACAAAAUAAUAAACUGGAUAUGCAACCGACUUGGACGGAUUUCGGCGAUUUGAGUUCGGCGAAGCGGCGAUUUGGAAAUUUAAAACUCUCGAACGCGAACGGUUUCGAUCUGACGGCCAAGUGAUGAGAUACGGCGGAUCGCAUUCGAACAAAUUUCUACGGGGGACUCGUUAAAACUGUGAUAGUCGUUAUUUUUUCUACAUGCUAAUUAGAUGUCACGUAUAUUCAUGUUCGAUAAAAUAGUUAACGAAUCUUACACUAAAUAAAUUAAAUACGUUUAUGCGGGCGCGCUGUUUUUUACCUGUUAAAUGGAUGAAUGUUAAUGGACGCAUCUACUGGAGCUCGAACUGGCAGUGUGCGAUCGUCUCGUUUUCGAUUUGGUGUUCAAUUUCGCUUCGAGGUAGUCGAUUUUUUGGUGGAGUUGAAAGUUUUCGUAUAACAGCCCGUUAUUUUUUCUUA
Messenger RNA from Phyllotreta striolata, 2594 nucleotides. The record is from the annotation of a GenBank genome assembly. NCBI's taxonomy places the organism in Eukaryota, Metazoa, Arthropoda, Insecta, Coleoptera, Chrysomelidae.